Messenger RNA from Culex pipiens pallens (northern house mosquito), 1661 nucleotides. RefSeq names its product LIM/homeobox protein Awh-like. Gene Ontology annotation, biological process: neuron differentiation; regulation of transcription by RNA polymerase II. Gene Ontology annotation, molecular function: RNA polymerase II transcription regulatory region sequence-specific DNA binding; DNA-binding transcription factor activity, RNA polymerase II-specific. Gene Ontology annotation, cellular component: nucleus. Bases 430 to 1389 code for a protein of 319 amino acids. The record is from RefSeq and is a predicted model, not a curated record. The transcript is spliced from 6 exons. NCBI's taxonomy places the organism in Eukaryota, Metazoa, Arthropoda, Insecta, Diptera, Culicidae.
GUCGCGAUUAGACGUGUGAGUGUGCUCGCGAGCAGCUCGUUAGGAGCGACGAUUUUUGGCGCGAUCUUUUUUUCUGUAUCGAUAAUUUCGUACAAACACAACCAUGACGAUUAGAAAAGAUCGAUGACGAAGAAACCGGCUGAUCGGCCGGCAUGGGAAAAUCGCGCGAAUGUGAAAAUGAGGAAAAGUCCCGAGCUGAUGAAAAUGGAAAAAUUCUCACGCAAGAGUUGCUCACUGGUGGCGCUCGGAGCUGAGUGAGCGCACAUUACAGAUUAUGGGAGGAUUUUAAUUACUAACUUGUCGUCGUUUGACCGGGGAAAUGUGCAGUGAUAAAACAAUUAUGGUCAGUGGUGGUAAAUUGUGCAGACAGCAACGAGAAUUGAACCGGCAUCGGUGGAUUGGAAUUGGCGGAACAAGCAGCUACGUCUCAUGUGUGCGAUAGCAGGAGCAGUGACAACAGCGUCGGUAGAGCAACAGAAGAUGAAGAAGGAACUCCGCUCCUGCACCGCGUGCGGCGAACCGAUCUCCGACCAGUACCUGCUCGACGUUGGCGGCUGCUCGUGGCACUCGGCCUGCCUCCGGUGCUGCAUCUGCCACACCCCGCUGGACCAGCAGCCGUCGUGCUUCCUGCGGGACCGCCAGAUCUACUGCAAAGCGGACUACGCGAGCACGUUUGGCGCCAAGUGUGCCCGCUGCAGCCGCAGCAUCUCCGCCUCGGACUGGGUCCGGCGGGCCCGGAAGAUGAUCUUCCACCUGGCGUGCUUCGCGUGCGACAGCUGCGGCCGCCAGUUGUCCACUGGGGAGCAGUUUGCGCUGGCCGACGACAAGGUGCUGUGCAAGAAGCACUACUCGGAGUUCUUCGACUGCGGAACGUCCAGCGAUGAUGGCUGUGAAGCGGAUGGCUUACAGAAGAGCAACAAAAGCAAACGUGUCCGGACGACCUUCACCGAGGAGCAGCUGCAGAUUCUGCAGGCCAACUUCAACAUCGACAGCAAUCCCGACGGACAGGAUCUGGAGCGGAUAGCUUCGGUGACGGGUCUGAGCAAACGGGUCACCCAGGUUUGGUUCCAGAACUCGAGAGCUCGCCAGAAGAAGCACGUUCAAGUUCCUUCCAACGGUGACAUGAAUCCGUUCGCCCGACACAUCAACCUGCAGCUGUCGUACACGUUCCAGCAGGCCAGCGUAAGUCACGGACCGAUGCAUAUGGGGCCGGGACCGCCGAUGCACGGAAAUUCGGGCGGUUCGAGUAGCUCCGGGUUCAGUAGCAUCAAUCAUAACAACAACAAUACAAUUGUGUCCUCUAAAUCGUCUCCGUACAGCAGGCAUGAAUCUUCAUUUGAUGAACUAUCGGAGGAUUCGGCGAUUCACUGCAUGCAGAGCGAAAUUUAGCAGGAAAUAAGAAAAUGGUCCUCUGAUUCUUUGAAAUGACAGUAUUUAAGAUAUUUAUUUUUUGUAAAUAGAUUAUUUUUCAAAAUUGUUAGUUCUAUUCGGUAGCUAAUUUAAUCUAUUAUAUUUAAAUAUAGGGACACAUUUUGAUAAGAGACUUGAUAAACCAGUAGGUCUGCAUAGUAGCGAUAAAUGCAAAUCAAAUUUGCACCUUGAGAAUUGUACACGAUUUUAAAUUAUUGAUUUGUUGAAAUAAACGAAAUUAUUGAACACAA